Molecule: messenger RNA, 1463 nt
Organism: Lagenorhynchus albirostris (white-beaked dolphin)
Lineage: Eukaryota; Metazoa; Chordata; Mammalia; Artiodactyla; Delphinidae
Gene: C3H19orf38
Product: chromosome 3 C19orf38 homolog
Exons: 8
Coding region: 312-998 (228 amino acids)
Source: RefSeq, a predicted model, not a curated record
CCUGAAGCAGAAGUGGGAUUUGACCAGGUCUAUAGAAUUGUGUUCCAGGCAGCGAUGAUGGAACACAUGCAAAGGCCCUGAGGUUGAAAUGAGCUUUGUGUAUCCAAAGAAAAAAGUCCACUCUAAUGGCCCUUUUUCGUAUUUGGCAACUACAUGCUUACAUCCUUCCUGGGUGUAAACCUCCAGGUGGACCUACCUGCUGGACUUGACCAGAAAUGUUUGGAGACCAAAGCAAAUCUGGAGGAGCUGGCAGUGAGCCGUGGGCCGCGCUGGUCUCAGCCAGAUUUCCUGGCCAAACGCGCUGAGGAGAGAUGCCCUGGACCGUCCUGCUCUUUGCAGCCGGCUCCUUGGCUAUCCCGGCGCCAUCCAUCAUGCUGGUGCCCCCACAUCCCAGCAGCCAGAAGGACCCCAUCCACAUCGCAUGCAUGGCCCCCAGGGAUUUCCCAGGGGCGAAUUUCACACUGUAUCAAGGGGAGGAGGUGGUGCAGCUCCUGCAGGCCCCCGUGGACCAGCUCGAGGUCAUCUUCAACCUGAGUGGUGGCAGCAGGGAGGUUCCAGGGGGACCAUUCCGCUGCCAGUAUGGCGUGCUCGGCGAGCUCAGGCAGCCUCAACUGUCGAACCUCAGUGAGCCCAUGCACGUCUCCUUCCCAGUGCCCACCUGGAUCCUGGCACUCUCCUUGAGCCUGGCUGGAGCCUUCCUCCUCCUCGCUGGGCUGGUGACCACUGCGUUGGUCGUCAGGAAAGUUAAAGUAAAAAACUUGCAGAAGAAACGGGAGCGAGAAUCCUGCUGGGCCCAGGUUAACUUCGCCACCACAGACAUGUCCUUCGAUAACUCCCUGUUCACCAUCUCCAAAAUGACUUCAGAAGAAGACGCAGCCACCCAGGAUGCUCCCUCAGGCUCUGCUGUGACACCUGGCAACUCUGGGACCCGGAAGAGGCCCACCUCCACGUCAUCCUCACCUGAGCCCCCAGAAUUCAGCACAUUCCGGGCCUGCUAGGGGAGCCCUUCCCUCUGUCUGCGUGCCCUCCGUUCAGCCCUCCCCCUUGAGCUGGCUGGGCUUUGCAGGGUCUCAGUUCCCUCCAGCUACGUUGGGGACUUCUCGCUGCUGCUUCCUCAGGGCAGUGAACAGAGGAAAUGAAGGGGACCCCCUGGCCUUGGGACCUUCCUUGCAGAGGAGCAGGAGUGGGAGAGGGGAUGCAAGCAUCUGCCUGGAGGCUGGACAGAAAGCAGGAAGCCUCUCUGGAUUGCCAGCUUUUCAGACCACCACGGAAGGAGCUGUUAAGAUCCCUCAGCCUGGCCAUUAUGAAGUCUGAGCUCUCCACACACCCCUCCGCUUUCCUUCGUCCCAUGCAUAACAUGGUGUGGACACCAUGCACACUGUCCCAUGCAAAAACCCAAUUACACCUGACUUGGGUUUUUGGAGCAUAGGGUACCCGGGGGUUAUAUUCUAUGUGCCCUGCUG